AUGCCGUCUGCCACGUGUGCAACAGGUGCGGCAAUGUCUCUCUUGUCGCUAUCAGCGCGGCAUUGCGCGUCCGUGGCAGCCGCUCCGGCCGUCCGUUGCGGCGCGGUCGCCCCCCCAUGCUGCCCGUCGUCGGCGCGCGCGGUCCACCUUUCGCGCGUCGACGCGCGCACGGCCGCCGCGCCGUCCAGCUCGUCGAGGGCCGUGGCGAGGGCGCAGCGCCCCAAUAUGGGGAGAGCUCGCGCGCACGCGGUGUCGGUGGCGGAGGGGCAGACGGCGGAAGGCUCGGCGCGUGGUGAGGGGGAGUUUGAGGCGGUGAUUGGCAUCGAAACGCACGUGCAGCUGAACACGGCGACCAAGGCGUUCUGCAGGUGCGCGGCGCAGUACGGCGCGGCGCCCAACGAGCACGUGUGCCCCACGUGCAUGGGGCAGCCCGGCGCGCUGCCCGUGCUGAACGCGCGCGUGGUGGACGCGGCGGUGCGGCUGGCGCUGGCGCUGCAGUGCCGCGUGGCGCUCACCAGCAAGUUCGACCGCAAGCAGUACUUCUACCCCGACCUCCCCAAGGGCUACCAGAUAUCGCAGUUUGACGAGCCUCUGGCGGCGAACGGCCAUGUGGACGUGGACAUGCCCCUCGAGGCCGGCGGCAUUAUAUCGCAGUUUGACGAGCCCCUGGCAGCGCACGGCCACGUGGACGUGGACAUGCCUCUUGAGGCGGGCGGCACUUUUGACGAGCCCCUGGCGGCGCACGGCCAUGUGGAUGUGGACAUGCCCCUCGAGGCGGGUGGCGGGCGGCGGCGCUUUGGAGUCACGCGCGCCCACCUGGAGGAAGAUGCCGGGAAGUCGCUGCAUGGGGGGGAUGGCAGCCAGCCCAUGCUUGCUGUCGCUGCAUGGGGGGGAUGGCAGCCAGGUGAGAGGCUGCUUGCUGGUGGUGACACGUGGGAUGGAAUGGUGUCAGGUGAGAGGCUGCUUGCUGGUGGUGACACGUGGGAUGGAAUGGUGGAAUGGCAGCACAGCCCAUGCUUGCUGUCGCUGCAUGAGGGGGAUGGCAGUCAGGAAUGGCAGCACAGCCCAUGCUUGCUGUCGCUGCAUGAGGGGGAUGGCAGUCAGGCAUGGCAGCACAGCCCAUGCUUGCAGUCGCUGCCAGUGUGGCUUUCUCGUUCUUACCUGCUUCUCUGCUGGCCAUCUCUGCCGUGCCAUCCCUGCCGUGCCAUCUCUGCCCGUGCCUUUCCUGCCCGUGCCAUCUCUCAGGUGGAUCUGAACAGGGCGGGGGUGGCACUGGUGGAGGUGGUAUCUGAGCCCGACAUGCGCUCGGGGGCAGAGGCAGCUGAAUACGCCGCCGAGCUGCAGAGACUGGUGCGGUACGUGGGGGUGGGCAACGGCAACAUGGCGGAGGGCUCCAUGCGCUGCGAUGUGAACGUCUCUGUGCGGCCGCGUGGUCAAACCACCCUCGGCACCAAGGUGGAGAUCAAGAACAUGAACUCGUUUAAGGAGAUGCAGCGCGCCAUUGACUACGAGAUCACGCGGCAGUCACAGCUGCUCAGGGACGGCAAAGCGGAGCGUAUCGUGCAGGAGACGAGGCUGUGGGAUGAGGGCAGGCAGGAAACAGCAGCGAUGAGGUCCAAGGAAGGUCUGGCGGACUAUCGGUACUUCCCCGAUCCGGACCUGCCGGCGCUGCACCUGGAAGAGGCCUUCCUGCACCACCUGCAGGCGGCCCUGCCGGAACUGCCGGAGCAGCGGCGGCGGCGCUACGAGGCGCUGGGGCUGUCCAUGCAGGACACCCUCGUGCUCGUUGACGACAGAGAGUUCUCGGACUACUUUGAUGGAGUGCUGGCAGAGGGAGCGGACCCCAAGGCGGCGGCCAACUGGCUGAUGGGCGACGUCACCGCGCUGCUCAAGGCGCAGCGCUGCUCCGUGCCCGCCAUGGCCGCCCGCAUGCCGCCCGCCAGCCUGGCGGAGCUCAUCGCGCUCAUUCAGGACGGCACCAUCAGCGGCAAGAUUGGCAAGGAGCUGCUGCCAGUGCUCUUCUCGGAGGGUGGCAGUGCACGCAAGCUGGUGGAGGCCAAGGGGCUGCUGCAGAUCUCAGACGAGGCGACCAUAGAGCGGAUGGUGGACGAGGUGCUGACGGCCAACCCCAAGCAGCUCGAGCAGUUCCGCGCCGGCAAGACCAAACUGCAGGGCUUCUUCACCGGGCAGGUAAUGAAAGCAUCGGGGGGUAGAGUGAACCCGGCGCUCAUGAACAAGAUUUUAAUGAGGAAGCUUCACGCAUUAUCGUGA
Messenger RNA from Closterium sp. Yama58-4, 2271 nucleotides. The record is from the annotation of a GenBank genome assembly. Lineage: Eukaryota; Viridiplantae; Streptophyta; Zygnematophyceae; Desmidiales; Closteriaceae.